GUAGAGUCAUAUGUAGUACCUGCUGGAACAACGGUGCAACUUCUUAUUUACGCAGCUCACAGAGAUCCCAAUUUUUGGCCAGAUCCAGAAGUAUUUGAUCCAGAUAGAUUUUUACCUGGGAAUACCCGAAAUCGUCACCCUUACUCGUAUUUACCAUUCAGUGCCGGACCACGUAACUGCAUUGGCCAACGAUUUGCUAUGCUGGAAAUGAAGGCAAUGAUAACCCAUUUGAUACACAAUUUCUACGUGGAGCCUGUUGACUACUUGAAAGAUCUUCGGCUGCAGACGGAUAUAAUACUUAAUCCUUCUCAUCCACUCCGUGUAAAAUUUGUCCCUAUCUCAUAAAAUUAUUACGUGUCUUUUGAA
This is a messenger RNA of Wasmannia auropunctata (little fire ant), 366 nucleotides long. RefSeq names its product cytochrome P450 4c3-like. Gene Ontology annotation, molecular function: oxidoreductase activity, acting on paired donors, with incorporation or reduction of molecular oxygen; monooxygenase activity; heme binding. The record is from RefSeq and is a predicted model, not a curated record. The transcript is spliced from 2 exons. Lineage: Eukaryota; Metazoa; Arthropoda; Insecta; Hymenoptera; Formicidae. The annotation marks the transcript as partial.